This is a messenger RNA of Monodelphis domestica (gray short-tailed opossum), 4607 nucleotides long. The record is from RefSeq and is a predicted model, not a curated record. NCBI's taxonomy places the organism in Eukaryota, Metazoa, Chordata, Mammalia, Didelphimorphia, Didelphidae.
CGUCAGGUAGGCCGAAGAGAGGGGGAGAGGGGAGAAGAGGGGAGCUCGAGGGGUUGGGCUGGGGCCCCGCCUUCUGCACGCCUUCCCAGCAGCUCCUCCUCUUUCCCCCCCCGCCCUUGCUCCCCAAGGCUCUGCGGCUUCAUCCCUUAGCAGCACCGGCAGCCGCUGCGGCCAUGGACAUGGAAGCUGGGAACGGCUCAGGAGCCAUGAGCUGGAAAAACCAGUGCUCAGGAUUUCCAAUGACCCCUGCAGGGUCCUGUGAAGGAUUUGAGGGCUGUGAGAGGAAGAAAGGCCAGCGCUGGGGGUCCCUGGAGCACUGGGGUCAGACCAUGGAUGGAGAAGUUCUGCUCCCAGCUCUGUAUGAGGAGGAAGAAGAAGAGGAAGAGGAAGAAAAAGAGCCAGAGCCAGAGCCAGAGCCUGAGACUGAGACUGAGACAGAGACAGAGACAGAGACAGAAACAGAGACAGAGACAGAGACAGAGACAGAGACAGAGACAGAGGAGCAGAAGGACAGCAAUGUGAAGCCCCUGCAGGUGAGCAAGCUUCGUGGGCUGAGCCUCACUGAGACAGAGCUGGAAGAGCUGAGGGCCCAGGUGCUGCAACUGGUGGCUGAGCUGGAAGAGACACGGGAGCUGGCUGGACAGCAUGAAGAUGAUUCCCUUGAGCUACAAGGACUCCUGGAGGAUGAGCGUUUGGCCAGUGCCCAGCAGGCAGAGACCUUCACUAAGCAGAUCCAGAAACUCCAGGGUGAGCUGAGGUCCCUCAGGGAGGAGAUCUCCAUAUUGGAGCAAGAGAAGGAGACAGAACUGAAGGAUAUCGAGCAGGAGUUGCAGAUGGCCCAAGACGAGAUCCACACUCUGCGGCAGGCGGCCGAGGAUGCAGCAGUGGAGCACGAGGGAGACAUAGCUAACCUUCAAGAGGACCUGUGCCGCAUGCGCACGGAGCUCAGCGGCAUGGAGCGCAUCCACGAAGAGUACCAGAUGGAAAUCAGCAGUCUGCGGAGUGAGAUCAAGAUGAAGACUGACCCGUCUUCUUCGGGGAGCACAGUCUUCUCUGACGUCAGCAUGCUGCAAGAGGAAUUGCAACAGCUACGGGACCGCUGCAGCCUCUUGACUGAGGAGUACCAAGCCCUGCAGAUGAGUAACAGCAGCCUGUGUGAACAGCUGGAGGAGAUGGAAUCCCAGAGGUACCGCAAAGAUGACCAAAAGGAAACCUGCAGAAAAAUGAGGGUGGCAGAAAGAUGGUUGGAGUCACAGACGAAGGAUACCUCAACAACUGAAUCUCAGACUUCGGACAUGGGAAUGUUUAUGGAUAGCAGCUUCAGUCAGUCCUGUGUUGAUGAAGAUGAAGAAUCGGAAAGCCUUCGGCAACAGCUUCAGUGUGCCGAGGAUCAGAUACAGGAGAUGGAGAGCAAGUGUAAUGUCCUGUACACUGAACUACAAGACUUACAGAAGGUGCAUCAUGCCAGUGAGGGAGAACAGAAGCGCCUGCAGAAGGAUCUGAAGUUCUUCCAGGAAGAGCUGCAACGGCUUAAAAAUUGCCAGGAUGCCAUUGUCAAAAAACAGACUGAUGAUCUGGUGAAGAAACUGAGUGACCUGCAGAAGAAGUACCAGGAGAGCCAGAAAGAACAGGCAAGUCUUGCACAGGAACGGACCCAACUUAAGGAAGAACUCCUUAAAAGCAAGGAAGAGCAAUGCAAACUCUUGGCUAUGAGGCGAGCCCUUGCAGAAAGCAACAAGAACGAGAAGGAGCUGAAGGCCAAACUUGAAGACUUGCAGUCUCGCUACCUCGAAAGCCAGGAUCAGAACUGUCAACUCUUGAGUAUACAAGAGAAGUUACAGGAGGACCUGGAGGUUUAUGGCCAGGAGGUGGAACGCCUCAAAGUGAUGGAGGCCUCCAACAAUGAGAUUAUGGAGAAGAACAUGGAGCUGGAGGCCAGGGUACAGGACCUGGAGGUGCUCCACCAGGCCAGUCAGGAGGAGCAAGCCCGGCAGCUCCAGGUGCAGGACGAGCUGCAGGAGGCCCUCACAGCCUACCAGCAGGAUGUGGAGAUGCUGAGGAAGGCACAGCAGAAGCUGCAGCCCCAGUGCCAGACCCAGCUGAAGCUGCGGCAGUGCCAGGAGGACCAGAUGAUCAAGUUCAGCGGCCUGGUGCACAGACUGAAAGAGCUGCACAACAUGUACAACUGCAGCCAGAAGGAAGUGGCCCAUCUGCAGUGUGAGCAGAGAAAGCUCCUGAAGAACCAGAGGAGGAUGCAGGAGGAGCAUUGCCAGCUGCAGCAAGAGAUGCGCAAGCUCACCUUCCCUGUCCCUAAGCCUGCCCUCCUCAAAAAGAGUCAGGAGCUCUUGGCAAAGUUGAACCAGCUGGAGGAACUACAGAUCUCCUAUCAGAACCGGCAGGAAGAACAGAAAAAACUGGUCGAGAGUCAGGAUCAUCUGUUAAAGGAGCAAGCCCAGGUGCAAGAAGAGUUUCGACAUUUAAAGGGUUGCCAGAUAACUCUGGCGCCUUCCUGUGUUAAACUGUCGAAUGGAGUAAAGAAAGACAAGUCCUGCGGCGACCUGUACAACAAGAUCCAGGAGCUGCAUGUGCUGUACCAGGCCACCAACCUCGAGCAGGAGCAGCUGCAGGAAGAGCAAGGGAAGCUGCUGGAGGAGCACAAGAAGCUGCAGAACGACCUCCAGCUCUGCCAGAAGGAGAUGCGGGUGCUCCACUCGCUGACCCCCAAGAUGAGCAUGGAGAGCACCAAGAGCUACAGAAGGAGCUACAACAGCAGCAGCAGCAGCAGCAGCAACUGCGGCAGCUACGACGACGACGACAUCAGCGUCUGCAGCGAGAGCUUUGAGGUCCUGGAGACCGUGGCCUCCGUGAUGAAUAGGCUGCAGGAGGUCAAGUCCGUGUACGUGGUGUGCCAAGAUGACCAAGGCCAACUGCAGCUGGACAUGAUGCAGUUACUAAAGAAGCUGGGACAUCUUCAGGAGGACCUUGAGCUCUGCCAGGAGGAGAUCAAGGAAAACCAGGAUGUCAAGAAGGGGGAAGAAGGCCAGGUCGUUGGAGUCCAGAGCAACCCUGAGUUCAAAGAGCUCCAGACCAAGCUCCGGGAGCUGCAGCUACAGUACCAGAGCAGCAUCGACGAACAGUGCCGGCUUCUAGCGGUGCAGGAGCAACUGGAGUGCCAGCUGCAGUGCUGCCAGGAGGAGCUUUGUCAGCUCAAGGCUGAGAAGCCCUGCGGGCCCAAGGACAGCCGUGAAUGGUGCAGAAGCGAUGUUAACGUCAGCAGCAAAGUGCUGGGCAGGGCAGGCAUCGGCAAGAGCAUCUGCAACCAGAGUCCGGAGCUGGAGGUGGUUCUGUACUACAGGGCCAGUCCAACUGAACUGGAAAGGGAGGAUGCUGAGGAGUCGUGCGAGGACAUUCUGCAGGCUGAAGAGCUGAUGUUCCCGGAGAUGCUGGAGGAGGAAGAGCCUGAGGCCAAGGGGGAUCCAGAGGCGGCAGCAGGACCAGAGGUGGCAGCAGGACAAAAGGUGGCAUCAGGACGAAAGGGGGAAGCAGGAUCAAAGGGGGCAGCAAGAUCAAAGAGGGGAUCAGGACCAGGGGUAGAGUUGGAGAUAGAGGAGGAGUCGGAGACAGAGGUGGAGGAAGAUGAGGUGACAAUAAUUGAUUGCUAUUCCUUGGAGAGGCGCUUACCAGUCCAGGAUGAUCUGGGAGAAGGACCAGAUGACCUAUGGGACCAGGUGGGCUCUUUUGAUUCUGAAUCAAUAGAGCAGAUCGAUGUGCAGGACGUCGGGCAGGAUGAAGAGCUCUCCAAGCCAGAUUGCAAGGAUGGCACCCCCAUCAAGAUCUCUGACAGCAAAAAGGUACCUGCAGCUCAGUCAGGGGGCACCAGGAGGGCACUAUGGGGCUCUGGCAGCAUGAGAGGAGGGCGGGAAGGCACCCACAAAGAAGAGAAGAGGCUUGCCCCAGCACAGGGCAGAUCCAUGCUGAACUUUCCUGUGAGCUCACUCUGAGCUACCACUGACCCUGAGAAACCAAACACUGGCUCAGUGGAGGCCUAUCUUUCUGUGUUUGAGAAGACUCCUGGGAGGUAGGCUCACUACCUACAGGCCCGGCCUAGAGGACUCCUUCCUUAAGGCAUAUUCAUUCAUCAGGGUUACAGGCUCCAGGCCCACAGUCUCCCCUGAGCAGUGGGUGCUUUGAGGGAUGAUUUUCCCUGGUGGAUGUUGUAUUCUCAUGUCACCCAGUAAGUACCCAGGCUGCAGAGCUUCCUGUCUUCUCUCCCCAGAUGGCAGAAGCAUCCCAAAUAUUAAAUAUUAGAUUAAACCAAGUCUUGUCAGGGCUAUCCCAGAGCUCAUCUGACCUCUGAAGAGGACCCAGACCUGGCCCACUUAGCUCUGCGGUCCCUCUGGGGUGACCACAGGCUUUCUAGACAGGAAUUAUUUUUGCCUCAAUCCAGGGACUUCAGGAAUCUGUCUUCCCCUUUCCUUGUCUUUCUCCCUCUCCCUCUCCCUCUCUAUUCCCUUUCUCCCAUAGCAAGACCAAUUUUUAAAGUGGGUGGGUGGGGUGGGGAAAAUUGGGGAAAGGGGACACUUUCUUCAAUAAAUCUUUCUGAAAAA